Messenger RNA from Psylliodes chrysocephalus, 464 nucleotides. NCBI's taxonomy places the organism in Eukaryota, Metazoa, Arthropoda, Insecta, Coleoptera, Chrysomelidae. The record is from the annotation of a GenBank genome assembly.
CAUAAUUGUAGUUACCUAUCCUUGUUACGAUCUGUCUUUGAUUCCUGUCAAGAAAACGUCAAAAAAUCGAAGUGUUGCGGUUCUUAACAAAUUCUAAUACUAUUUAGUAACAAUGCAUACAGACCUUGCAGCCCACCUGCAUUCCUGCAAAUGCAACGAUUUCAUCUUACUGCUAAAACAGUGCCACAAAGAUUACCCAUUCAAAAAAUUCAUAGGAGCCUGUAAUGAAUUUGAUCGGUUGAUGGUGAGGUGUUUGAAGGAAGAGAGGUUGGAAAGGAGGGCAAAGAAUAUGGAGAAAUCUAAGGAAAUGAAGAGAAGAAUAAAGGAAAUGAUCAAACAGGAGAGGGAGUUAAAGGAGAGAAGGCAGAAGGAGGAUAGGAAGUUAUAACGUUGACUGUAGUUUUCUUGUUUAUUGAAUUUUAGGUAUAGGUUUUCUUCUGUUACAAUAAACGUUAUAUUACAUG